AUGCAGUUCACCAAGAUCGCCUCCGUCCUCGCCAUGGCCGCCGCAGCCAUCGCCGCUCCCGCUCCCGGCAACUACGAGGUCGAGCCUCGCACUGGCGGUAGCAACAAUGGCAACAACCAGCCCGCCUGCUCUGCUCAAAGCCAGCAGAUUUGCUGCACCGGUCUCAGCUGUCUGGUCCAGGUUCUUGGCGCCGGUUGCUCCACCAGCUCUUACUGCUGCGAGUCUGAUGCCCCCGUCGGCGCUCUCGUCAACGUUGCUCUCCUCAACUGUGUCAAGCUUCUCUAA
This is a messenger RNA of Fusarium fujikuroi IMI 58289, 285 nucleotides long. RefSeq lists its product as uncharacterized. The coding region runs from base 1 to 285 and encodes 94 amino acids. Lineage: Eukaryota; Fungi; Ascomycota; Sordariomycetes; Hypocreales; Nectriaceae. The transcript is spliced from 2 exons. The record is from RefSeq and is a predicted model, not a curated record.